Neltuma alba is the source of this 1786-nucleotide messenger RNA. RefSeq names its product dof zinc finger protein DOF2.4-like. NCBI's taxonomy places the organism in Eukaryota, Viridiplantae, Streptophyta, Magnoliopsida, Fabales, Fabaceae. Gene Ontology annotation, molecular function: DNA-binding transcription factor activity; DNA binding. The transcript has 2 exons. Gene Ontology annotation, biological process: regulation of DNA-templated transcription. The coding region runs from base 215 to 1303 and encodes 362 amino acids. The record is from RefSeq and is a predicted model, not a curated record.
UCUUUCCCCACACACAGACUCCUUUAUCUUUCCGUCUCCCUCUGAUCCCUCUCUCUCUCUCUUCAAUUUUUCUCUGCAACUUCUCUCAUCAUCUUUCAUGUAUUGAUGUGAUCCCUCCACCCACACACUCUCCAAACAAAGAACCCAUCAAAACUUUUGCUAAAGAGAGAGGACAAGAACCAUAAAGCCAACUUGCUCUCUCUAAUUAAGAGCCAUGGUCUACUCUUCUCUUCCAAUCUAUCACCUAGAUCCACCACCCAACUGGCAUCACCAGCAGCUUGAUCAGCAGCCAGAAGGGUUUAUUCAUGCCCAGAAUUCCCCGGUUCCGCCUUCACCUCCGCCACCACCGCCUCCACCUGUCGGAGACGGUGAUUGUGGUGGCAACAAAGGCUCGACCACGAGGCCAGGAUCCAUGGCGGAUCGAGCUCGGCUAGCGAAGGUAGCACAGCCAGAAACAGCACUGAAAUGUCCGCGGUGUGAAUCCACCAACACCAAGUUCUGUUACUACAACAAUUACAGCCUCUCUCAGCCCCGCCAUUUCUGCAAGACUUGCCGGCGAUACUGGACCCGAGGCGGCUCGUUGAGGAACGUGCCGGUGGGAGGAGGUUGCAGAAGGAAGAACAAAAGAAGCAAAGGAGCUAACAUCAGGUCAUCAAAAUCUCCCAACAACAAAGUAGCAUCUACAUCAGGUUCCAUUAUUUCCAACUCUUCUGCAAGUGCAAAUAAUUCCUCAAGUAACUGUUGCCCUAAUAGCGAUCAUCAUCAUCAUCAUAACUUGAUAGGUCAUCGCUUACCGCCUCCAUUUCUCUUCCCUCCUCCUACAUCUCAUAGUUACAGUGACUACGACGUCGUUUUUGGGGCAACAAACAUCAAACAUGCUGAUGAAUUUCAAAUUGCUUGUAAUAAUAAUUCUACUAGCUCAGGUGGUAUAAUUGGAAAUAAUAAUAACAACAAUGGCUUUGUUACUACUGAGCAAUGGAAGCUACCAAGUCUUCUGCAGCAUCAUCAACAGUUUCCAGCAGCAACAUUCUUGAGUAAUUUGGAGGCACCAGUAGGGUUAUAUCAGUUUGAAAGAUCAGAGAACGUUGAGAUCCAACCUUCAAGGACAUUAUUAUAUUCUGGUGCUACUACAGUUAAAAUGGAGGAAAAUAUGGAUCAAGUUGUGGGUUUAUCCAAGAAUCUUACGGGAAACUCAGAAAAUAAUAAUCAACAAUUCUGGCAAGCAAAUAAUGGCAGCAGCGCAUGGAAAAGCAACAAUGUUUCUAUUAGUUUUGCUUCUUCUUCCACCAACCAUCUCCUGUGAGAUCUGUAUAUGCUACUCCAAAGUAUCUUAAAAUUUCCUUCUUCUUCUUCAGUAGAUCAUUAUCAUUAUCGAAGCUCUCAAUAUUCAGACUGUACAAUAUAGUAUGCACUUUCUCGUAUAUAUGUGUGUGUGUGUGUGUGUGUGUGUUGACUUUUUAAUGCAUUAUUAUUUAAGAGAUUUCAUUCCCAUAAUUGUUCUACGAAAGAACCGGACACAAGUCAGUUGUCCCUUUGGAUUGUUACUUGGGAAGAAGAAGAAGAAAAGAUGAAGGGUGAUCGAGCACAUUAUGAUAGGUGACUCUUGAAGCUACUGUUAUUGCUCCAUUAUUAUUUCUCAUUAAUGAUUUCACUUCUUUUUGGGUAUUAUCAUGCUGAGAAAUCGGCUUAUUUGUUUAUAUGAAUGUUUUUGUAUGACUUGAAAGGGUUAAGUUCUGGCAAAGAAAGGGUUAUGUUGAGUUAAUAUAUAUAUUUAUAGCUAACAGAG